Lottia gigantea (owl limpet) is the source of this 894-nucleotide messenger RNA. RefSeq lists its product as hypothetical. Bases 1 to 894 code for a protein of 297 amino acids. Lineage: Eukaryota; Metazoa; Mollusca; Gastropoda; Lottiidae. The record is from RefSeq and is a predicted model, not a curated record. The transcript is spliced from 2 exons.
AUGUAUUUCUCCCAAUGUUUAUUAGUUGAAUUACAAGAAUCUGGUUCAGACUAUGUUAUUAUGGAGAAUUUCAACCAAAAUAUCUUGGAGGGUCAUUUGUCUAUACUAAAUUGUUUUCAAAAAUUUGGUUUUCAACAACUUGUUCAUCAUUACACUACUGAAGGUCCAGAUAUUGGUCUUACUGGUUCAAAAGGAGAAGUUGAUGCAAAAGGUGAUAAAGGAGAAAUUGAUGUAAAAGGUGAUAAAGGAGAAGUUGAUGUAAAAGGUGAUAAAGGAGAAAUUGAUGCGAAAGGUGAUAAAGGGGAAGUUGAUGUAAAAGGUGAUAAAGGAGAAGUUGAUGUAAAAGGUGAUAAAGGAGAAAUUGAUGCGAAAGGUGAUAAAGGAGAAGUUGAUGUAAAAGGUGAUAAAGGAGAAGUUGAUGUAAAAGGUGAUAAAGGAGAAGUUGAUGUAAAAGGUGAUAAAGGAGAAGUUGAUGUAAAAGGUGAUAAAGGAGAAGUUGAUGCAAAAGGUGAUAAAGGAGAAGUUGAUGCAAAAGGUUAUAAAGGAGAAGUUGAUGCAAAAGGUGAUAAAGGAGAAGAUGAUGUAAAAGGUGAUAAAGGAGAAGUUGAUGCAAAAGGUGAUAAAGGAGAAGUUGAUGUAAAAGGUGAUAAAGGAGAAGUUGAUGCAAAAGGUGAUAAAGGAGAAGUUGAUGUAAAAGGUGAUAAAGGAGAGGUUGAUGUAAAAGUUGAUAAAGGAGAGGUUGAUGUAAAAGGUGAUAAAGGAGAAAUUGAUGCAAAAGGUGAUAAAGGAGAAGUUGAUGUAAAAGGUGAAAAAGGAGAAGUUGAUGUAAAAGGUGAUAAAGGAGAAGUUGAUGUAAAAGGUGAUAAAGGAGAAGUUGACGUAAAAGGUGAUUAA